Corythoichthys intestinalis (scribbled pipefish) is the source of this 3111-nucleotide messenger RNA. Its product is annotated as OX-2 membrane glycoprotein-like. Gene Ontology annotation, biological process: heterotypic cell-cell adhesion; negative regulation of neuroinflammatory response. Gene Ontology annotation, molecular function: cell-cell adhesion mediator activity. NCBI's taxonomy places the organism in Eukaryota, Metazoa, Chordata, Actinopteri, Syngnathiformes, Syngnathidae. Gene Ontology annotation, cellular component: neuronal cell body; cell surface; axon. The transcript is spliced from 5 exons. The record is from RefSeq and is a predicted model, not a curated record. Bases 53 to 1210 code for a protein of 385 amino acids.
CUUUGUUUUUUGUUUGAGACUACCGCCUCUACUCUAGAAUGACUUCAGCAAGAUGUUAGUCAGGUGUUGGUUCGGAGAGUUCAGAUUUGACAUGUUUGGACUUCCACUGCGUCUGACUCUCCUCCUCUGGCUUGGAAGAACACCCAGCACGCGAGGAAAGGUCAUAUCAUCUACCACCGUAAAUGGCGAGGCGGGACAACCUCUCAUCUUGAGCUGCAAUGUUUCAAUGGCGAUGGGAGAUAGCGUCCAUCAAGUGCGGUGGCUCGACAGACAUAACAAGCUUCUGCUAGCGUACCAGCACCGCGGAACAAUCCAUGUCAGCCAUAAAGCGCCCAACGUACAGCUCGUCUCUUGGCAAAAGGGCUCCAGCUAUAUCAACAUAACCAGGGUGCAGCCUGAGGACGAGGGCUGCUACCGCUGCGUAUUUGACAUCUUUCCAACGGGCUCGCAAGAAGGCAGCACAUGUAUCAGCGUGACCACCAGUGUGCAUCAAGAAGGCAACAAGAAGGCUGUGAGGGGCAAGCCUACUAGCCUGUCCUGCUGGUACAGCCUGCCUGAGCGUGUGCUUCAGGUUCUGUGGAAGAAGACAGCUGGACAGGAUGGCAGCAUCACCGUAGCUUCCUAUUCCCGAAGUCACUACAAUGUAGACGAGACGUUGCGGGGGCGUCUGAGCCUGAGCAAAAGCCUUGGCGACACACAGCUGUCUUUCCAGGUGGUGACGAUACAAGACGAGGCGUGCUACACCUGCGAGUUCCACACUUUCCCAGAUGGGAGAAAGAGUGCAACCAAUUGCCUCUCUGUUUAUGUUUUACCCGAUGUAAAGGUGACCCACGUGACCUCAUCGUCAGGUGUUACCGAAGCCAACUGCACCAGCCAAUCGCGACCCGCAGCAGAGAUCACAUGGAGCAUCGGCGGCAACAACCAAACUCUCAACACAUCACUUGCUACCCUUCACUCUGAAGAUGACGGGAUAACAACGGUGACAAACACGCUAUUGCUCCCGUCGGGGCUGCUCGGCAAGCAGUCGGUCCAGUGCAUUGUACACCACCAGGGACUGGAAGAACCCCUUUCCGUGUCUCUCGACAGCACACUCGGUGAGAUGAGAUUAGCCCACCUAAUAGUUAGUUACAUAACUGUUUUGAGCCAUUCAGAUGUUUAUUUAAAACCAAGGUGCAUAAAACAAAAGUUUAAAAUCGAACAAAAUAAAUGACGUCCAGAUACACUUUGCGAAUUACCACCUAAAGGAAUAAAACUAAGUAAAAGUAGUCGUCCAAAACAUGUGCUCAAGUACAACUAAAAAAGUAUUUGGUGAAAAUAAUACUUAAGUAAUGGGUAACAUUGUGAGUAACUGCUUAUAUUUCUGUAGGAUAUUUAUUUUUUAAACAAUGGUAUUUUUUUCUGAGCACAGUUAUCUAUAUGGACUAUUGUUAUAAUGAUACUGUACAAUAACCCAUUGCGUAACCACAUCAAGCCAAAGAAAUACAAAAAAAAAAAAAAAAAAAAUUGAAUUCAGAUGAGAGGGGAAAAAAAUACAUAAAUGAAGCAUUAUUCGUUCAAAGAGCAUGACUGCCCUCUGGUGGGGGAAAUAGUUCCGAGUUUGAAUAGUGAAGAGUUCUUUCAUAAUUACUAUUUAGAAAAAAAGAUCAUAUCUUUGGUUUUCCGAGGUCAAUCGGUGCCAAAUAAAAACUGGGAGAGAGGUUAAAAUCCACGCUUUCGAGUCAUGUUGAGGGCAGUGCUCUAUAUAAAAAACUUCAUUUUUUUAUAGUGCUUUAAAGACACCACAUGACUGAACAGGCUGGUGUGAAGAUAGAACGGCAAGCUUGUGUCUGAUUGGUAUAAUGGAGUCAUGUGAUGAUUAUCGCGACGUGUCAUUGGUGAAAUCGGUAGAGCUACCCCAGUAAUGCACCAGGCACGCCUCUACUCUUGGCAUUGCUGGCAGAAAAAAAAAAAUCGAAUAUGUAGAAUAAAGAAAAAUGUAACGACGGUUGUGUAGCCCAAAGUAGCGGAGCAAGAGUAGAGUUUUUUCUUUACAAAUUAAAACAUUCACUUGUAUGGGAAUUAGGAUCAGGUUACAUGUGCUAAUAAAUCGUAAAUCUAAAAAAUCCCUGUAAAGUGAAAAUAAAUGUGUCGAAAUUUUGGCCCACCCUAGAGCUUGACCAACAUUACUGUUGUCAACCCGGCCAAAUUUGAAUUAACGAUAAAAAAAAAAAAAAAAAAAAUCAUAAAAUCACUACCCACAAAAACAAAAAUCCUUACACUACUCUACAGGGGUGCAGUAUAGUUCGCAGCCUUUUCCCAUGUUUUCAUCAAUUAUCACUCAAUGUGCAAGACAUGUUUAGAAAAAGGUCUUGGCAUUGUUUUAACAUUCACGUGUCUAACUAUUUCCUGAACAAUUCUUGUGAAUUCUAAAUUGAGGUCGUUUUCAGUGUUGUUAAUAACGGCGUUACAAUAUAACGGCGUUACUAACGGCGUUAUUUUUUUCAGUAGUGGGUAAUCUAAUUAAUUACUUUUCUCAUCCUGGCAACGCCGUUACCGUUACUGAGGACGGAAAGGCAUGCGUUACUAUGCGUUACUAUAUUGGUCGAAAAGUCUGAGGGAGACGGACUCACCGAGACGACAGAGCAGAGCAGGAGCGGGGAGGAGGCAAGAAAGUUGUGACGCCGAGCAAACGCGAUGCUAGGUAGCUCCAAUAAUACAUGUUGUAGCCGAUAGCCGACAAACUACGCCCGCAUGUUAUGGUAGAUAUGGUAGACAUGGUAGAUAUGACAUGUACUGUAUAUAGAUAUGACUAGAUGCAAAAUGACAGACAUGGCACUAAAUGCGUUAGUAGACAGCCGCCAUCUUAAAGCAGUAGGCUUUUUAGGACGGCUCUGUUGUAGAGAACCUUCCUAGCGAACCUAAGUAACUUUUUAUCUAAAAUACUUCUAAAUCGGCAAAAUCUUGACUUGAAUCUAUCUUUAAAUGAUGAAACAGUUUUAAAACUUUUAUAUGUCGAAAGUAGAGAGAAGGGAACUAAUGCAAUAAUGGGAGCAAUUUUAACAACUUUUAACAGUUGAUUCAGGGUAAAGGGUAAAUUAGGGUAAAGAAUUGGGCUUUUUUUUUUUUUUUUUU